Molecule: messenger RNA, 830 nt
Organism: Carica papaya (papaya)
Lineage: Eukaryota; Viridiplantae; Streptophyta; Magnoliopsida; Brassicales; Caricaceae
Source: RefSeq, a predicted model, not a curated record
AUUUUGUAAUGUGAAGACAUCGCGCACUCCUCCACCACCUGACCCAGAUGAGCCCUCCAAUGUGGCUGAAGCCAUUGCAUCGUGGGGUUUGGAUUACAUCGUGAUUACCAGUGUUGAUAGAGAUGAUUUAGCUGAUCAAGGAAGUGGGCAUUUUGCUGAGACUGUUCAGAAGUUGAAGGCAUUGAAGCCAAAGAUGUUGAUAGAAGCCUUGGUUCCUGAUUUUCGAGGAGAUGCUGGAUGUGUUGAGAAAGUUGCCAAAUCAGGUCUAGAUGUCCUUGCUCACAACAUUGAAACUGUUGAGGAGCUUCAAAGGGUUGUACGUGAUCACCGUGCUAACUUUAAGCAAUCAUUGGAUGUUUUAAUGAUGGCCAAGGACUCUGCUCCAGCAGGGACACUAACCAAGACUUCGAUAAUGCUAGGAUGUGGAGAAACACCUGAUCAAGUUGUCAAGACCAUGGAAAAAGUGAGAGCUGCAGGUGUUGAUGUCAUGACAUUUGGACAGUACAUGAGACCAUCAAAGCGUCACAUGCCAGUGUCUGAAUAUAUUACGCCUGAGGCUUUUGAGAAGUAUCGAGCACUUGGCAUGGAAAUGGUACAUUUUAACCCUGUAUUCUAAAAACUCUAAUUGCAGGGACCUGACUUUUUUCUUUUUUCAUGCAUGUGUCAUCAUGUCUAUUUUUUUUGUAGUUACAACAUGACUUGUCUAUGUAUUAGGAAAUAUUUAGAUUACUGUGGGAUAAGAAGCAAACUGUGAAAUGGAUGAACGCCUGCGAGAUAACUUUAAUAUUAUCACCUUCUCUUUCUUUUUUGUGCAAAAGGGAAGAGUUGGU